Molecule: messenger RNA, 2769 nt
Organism: Polyodon spathula (Mississippi paddlefish)
Lineage: Eukaryota; Metazoa; Chordata; Actinopteri; Acipenseriformes; Polyodontidae
Product: transmembrane protease serine 3-like
Exons: 15
Coding region: 773-2395 (540 amino acids)
Biological process (GO): proteolysis
Cellular component (GO): membrane
Molecular function (GO): serine-type endopeptidase activity
Source: RefSeq, a predicted model, not a curated record
UGGAGCGCAUUUACUGGUUUCCGAUAUCAAGGUGGUGUGUAAAACCCCAGCACGCGUUUAUAGCAAUUCAUCAAACUUUUUAAUGUUGAAAUUGCUGCACAGUGCUAGAUGAUCUGAAACGGACUUAUUUGUCAAGGUUUAAAACAUUUCUAGGAAGCCACCCCUUGAUAUUGGAAUUGGUCUAUCUAAGUCAAACUGAUGAUGGGAUUUGCACAGAGAGCUGUGGAUUCAUCACGAGACUGUGGAUCAGUUAGAAAACUGUCAAACUGCUAGUCACUAAAUCCGCGGCAGCCAAUCGAAAACCAGCGUGGUGUUCCUAACGUGUUUUUGUAAAGCGUCUUACCAAGCACUGGAAUGGAAAAGCCGUUCAGAUGCAUUGGUGGGAUGCAUGAUGUCUUGCAAUGUAAUCGUUGAGAUUUCUUAAAUAAUAUAUAUAUAUACAUUAACGUAUUCAGCAACGGCAGUUCAAAUCGUUUGAAUGGGAAGUGUUUAAAUGGGACAAACAACUCAAAGUGGCGAUGGAGGUUUUGACUUGGCGGACCGUGAAAGUUCCAGCGUAUGAAUGCUAUUGGCCAGACUGUUAAGGAAGGUUGAGUACAGUGGUGUUGUCUUAUUCUCACAGGCUCUAACAUGGACAAGGACAUCUACUGUAUCUACUACAAAGGCAAUGAAGAGGCUGCAUAACUAAACUGAUCAGCAUUUUUACGUGAUUUUUGAUGUGAGGUGUUUCUUUUCUACUGGUGUCUGGAAUGGAAUAUAAAUAAGUCUCGGAAUGGCUGAGCUGGAGGUUAUAGAUGCUCCCCCUAGUGGAGACGCUAGCCGUGAACACAGCCCUGUUGAGGCCAUAGAAUGUGUGAAUUCGUGGAUUCAUUUUUCGCUGCAGUUUGAGGGUUUAGAACCGCUCCCUUUCACAGAAGGUGCUACCGUGACCAGUCUGAUUCAGGUGGUACCACCCAGUUUGACAGAAGUCUCGGCCCCCCCCACAGACCCCCGGACAGCGAGCUCCGCAGGGCAGGUGGGCAUCCCAAUUGAGCCAACCAAGACCUUGGCGGAGGGCGAGGGAGGUGUGGACUCAGAUGCCCACUCAGUGCCUGCUGCCCCCCAGGGUUUGCAGAUGUUCAUCAUCACUGUGCUGGUGUUGCUGGUGCUCCUUGCUGUCGCCUUGGUGAUUUGCCUCAUCGUGAAGUUUGUGUGUUUCCCCGCAAGGAAGAAGCCACCAUGCGGGGACCUAUCCUCCCCUUGUGGAGAGAGUGGGAAUUGCAGCUCCUCUCUGUCUACUGCCCUCUGCCUGACCAAGCAGUACCUUAAUGACACCAACAACUCUAGCAAAGAGUACAGGAACCCAGUGGUGCUGUGGGGUGGGAAUUCGCUCUUGCGCCUCUAUAACCCGGCUGACCAGAAGUACUACAGCGUGUGUCACCAGGGCUUCAACCAGACCUUGGCAUGGCUCUCCUGCCAGGAACUCGGCCUUAACAGUCACCCCGUGUCACAGGCAGUGAGUCUGAACUCGCUGGGGUCACAGGACCUGGGAGAUCUGGCCUCCAUUGAGGAGAGGGUGUCGAGCAACGCUCUCGAGAGACUGCUAAAGCCAGUCAUGACCUGCCCCAACAAUGAAGUAGUUUCUCUGCAGUGCACAGACUGUGGUCACCGCUCUGUACCUACAGAGCGCAUUGUGGGUGGCAACCCCUCGGCUCUUGGACGGUGGCCCUGGCAGGCCAGUCUGCGCUGGGAAGGCAGGCAUGUGUGUGGGGGCUCGUUAGUGUCAGCACGAUGGGUCAUGACAGCAGCACACUGCUUCGCACUGUACAACCUGUUGACAGCCAGUAAGUGGACUCUUUUGGUGGGCUCAGUCAGCAGAGAGGGCUCGCCGGCAGGAGGGCAGUACAACGCCCUGGAGGUCUACUACCACCCCCUCUUCACUCACCUCAACAAUGACUACGAUAUUGCCAUGCUCCGCACCACCGGAGACAUUCUCUUCUCAGACACAGUGCGGCCGGUGUGCCUUCCUAGCUAUGGACAGACUUUCCCCCUCAACUCUAACUGCUGGAUAUCUGGAUGGGGGUACACUGCAGAGGGGGGCCCCAUCUCCCCUGUGUUAAGAGAAGGCCAGGUGCAGCUCAUCGACAGUGCUGUGUGCAGCCAUGUGGAUGUCUACGGAAGCUACAUCACCCCACGCAUGCUGUGCGCUGGCUAUAUGGACGGCAGGACUGACUCUUGCCAGGGAGACAGUGGGGGUCCAUUAGUCUGUCAAUCCGGCCAGUCUUGGUGGCUUGUGGGGAUCGUGAGCUGGGGGGACGGCUGCGGCAGGAUUGAUCGCCCGGGGGUCUACACCAACGUCAGCGAACUACUGGACUGGAUCUACCGCAAAAUACAGACUGACAAAGAUAUCCCAUGAUUUAAAAGACGACUGGAGUCGAGAGAUGUUUACACCGACACCUUCAAAAAUCCGUAUUUUCCUUUUGUUUUAAGAGAAUUCAGUAAUUCAAUCUUGAGGAAACCGUGCCUUCAUAGUUUCAAGUGUACUGUGUUUAGCUUUUUUGUUUGUUUGUUUGUUUUUGUUAAAUGUUUGUUAUUGUUUUGUUUAGUUUUUAUUUGAGACAACAAAUAUUACAAAAAAAUAAAUUCAAAUAAAUAAAUUAAGAAAUUAAUUUUGUACAAUAUAGGUACUGCCGUUUGUGUGUAAAAUGCCUGGUUUCCUGAGGUGGGGUAUUUUUAGAUGUAACAACUAAAAAUAAACACGUUUAUUACCCCAGAAAUGAGACAGACCGU